This is a messenger RNA of Linnemannia hyalina, 1812 nucleotides long. The record is from the annotation of a GenBank genome assembly. Lineage: Eukaryota; Fungi; Mortierellomycota; Mortierellomycetes; Mortierellales; Mortierellaceae.
AUGCUGUCGCACCAAGUGUCUCCUUUUGAGGGUUCCCCAACUUUGAAUUCCCGCCCUGGACAUCAUCAUCAGCAACAGCACGGUGGUGCUCAGUACCACCCUUCUUCUAGACAGCAGCAACAGAUGUACCACCAACAAGCGCAUGGGGGUGUAUUAGCCAAACCUCAACAGCAGCGACCUCUUUCUGGUGGCAACAUCAACACCGCCAACAACAAUGUCAAGCGACGGAUACCAAAGGAGAAAGCACCCAAGGGCGAUCGAGAGGAGGUAUGGCCGCCAGAAGUCGAAAGCGCAUUCAUGAAAGCGCUUGAAGUGUUACCAAAACUGGGAAGACGCAAGGUGUUGGUGAACGGAAAGCCCUGUGGACGGAACGAGCUGAUUGCCGACUUUAUCUACCAGGAGACGGGCAAAGUCCGAGAUCGCAAGCAAGUCUCGUCGCAUAUCCAGGUCUUGAAGAAUACCCGCAAGAAUGAUCCCGAAUUUAUGAAGCUGUUGUUGGAUGUUGGAGAUGGUGAUGAAGAUAUGGGGCCAGAGUCGACCAUCAAUAUGGGAUACCUGUCAUCUUCUCAGAGCCCCAACGCGACACCUCAGCUGCAGAACGAUCCCUUGGAGUCCACUCUCUUUGAUAGCCGUGGUAUGCAGCACCACCUCUCACACGAUCCAUCGUCACCCUUGAGCGCACACCCUCAUGGACAGGACGGCUACGGUAGUUACGCAGAGUCACUCAAUACGUCAUCAAGUGCGUACUAUCGUCAGCAACAGUUCCAUGGAUCGUCUUCGGGAGUCAUGGACCCGACUGCCUCGGACCAUUUGUAUGACGACCAGACGUCGGUUACCACCCCGGAUUCGGCGAUUUCGUUGUCGUCGCAUCAUAGUGUUCAGGAUCCGACCACUUUUGCAAUGCUGGAUCCCUUGUCCAAGGAGCCUUUGCAUUUGUCGAAUACCCAUACGCCGGAUGUUAGACAGAGGGAUCUCUUCAGGUCGCCUCCGCCACACCCCAUGCCUCAUCAUUACUCUCAGCACUCUCAGGAACCCUCUUAUCCGCUCUGGCCUACAGUGUUCCGGCUCUUUACGCAGUACCUCUCCGCAGAGAACAAGCACCACCAUUUCUCCUCCAACGACUACAACUCACCCCCAACGUCGGGCGUCCAAAUCCAUGACCUGGCACGGCUACAGGAUCUGAACCUGAACAAUUUCGGUACCAUCAACAUCCACCACCUCCCCUCAGAGAAGUUCCCACACUUGCUGGAUCUCUACCAAAAGGUCGCGUGUGAGUUCUUGUUGUUCAAGAUUAGUAUGAACCUCGAUCUGGAGUUGGAGGGGGGCACGUUUGAGAACUCUUGUUUGUUCGAGUUGAAUGAUCCUCAGAGGACGGUUCGGUGUUCGACGUCGAUUUAUUCGUUUGGGGCCAAAGUCCUCGAGUCUACCGAAAUCAAGCAAGGGAAUGGAGGUGCUGUUGCGAUGGCCGGAGGGGGAGGGAUUCAGAAAGGUGGUAUGGGGUUCCAGUUUGUGAACCAGUUCUUUACGGCGUUCUUGAGUGGGAUCCGGACGUUGGGGACGUUGGAUGAGGUGCAGGUUGCGCUGGGUAACCUGUCGAUUGUGCAGAUCUAUGAGGAGGUUGAUCCUGUUACCGUGGCCUCCGGGGCUGCUGCUGCUGCCGGAGCUGCGGGGGUUGCUGGAGGGGGUAAUAGUGAGGAGAAUGGUGGAUCCCCGUUAUUGGUGAUGGCGUUUGAGUUCCAGCAGGGUGGUGGUAGUGUUGUCCCUUAUUUCGUUACUGAGGGCUUAGACAUGCUCGACUCUCUCAUGUGCUAG